CUGCAGACAUGGCGGACUGAGCGGCGUCCUCGAGGCAGACGGUCCCGUCUGAAGCCGAAACCAGAGGACUGCGGGCUCACAGCAUGGUGGAUGCCAGCACACCUUACAGGAUGAACCCUCUAGCUGCCCUCAGCAUCGACCGGAACGCUCUGGUUGGGGAAACCAACCGGCCCUACGGAGGUAUUUUCUAUCCCGGCAUCCAUCCUCUCUCUGGUGAAAAGCCCCAGGAGGCCGGCACUUCUCUCCCACUUGGCUAUGAUCUCCUGUACAAACCAGACGUAACCCUGUUGGAUGGGCAGAAAUCUGCAAGCGGUUAUGUUGGACUUUAUAAGAGCCCACCACCAGGGUUUCAGAAACCCCUAAUUGUCCCUGCCGCAGGAGCUGAUGGCCUGGGGAUGGAUCGCCGAGUUCUACCCGGUGACAAGCAGUCAGAACUGGGUCUAAAUGGUGCUGGCACCUUCUUGAGAUUGCCCUGGUUCAGCCCUUAUGCUGAUGCAACAAUGUACCCCUUCCUGGACAUGGCUUACAAGGCCUCCUUCCUGUCCCAGCCGUCGCCCUUCCUCCACCAGCAGCUGGCGUAUCAGUCUCUGUGUGCCGCUGGGGCAGGAAGCAGCGCCCCCGGGGAAGACAGACUUUUCUACCUGCCUCAUUACUCCCCGGGCCAUAUCUCGUCCCCUCUGGGCCCUCCAAUACGGAUCCACACAGCCACUCCAACUCCUGCUGUCCUAUCACCCCUGCCCCACUGCCAGGACAAGGCCUUACAGGGUCUUAGUCCUCAGAUACAUCAGGAACACUCUGCCUUCAGCACCAGUCCACAGAUCCACCGGGAUACUGUUCACCACACUGAGCGACAACAUGGCAGCAGUGGCACAAAGUCCAGUCACCUCACUUCCACCAACAACUCUCUCAGUAGCAAAACUGGUGGAAGUAGUGGUGCCCCUGUUAACAGUUCAGCUAGCACUGCUGCCUUAGAGUCACCCCCAGUAACCCAUCCUCCAUGCACAGUUGCUCCACCCCAACCCCUAACAAACACCACUACAGACCUCCAGAAGUCGCUUUACAGAAGCACCUCCUCAUCAUCAACCUCUCUUUCAGUGUCUCGCCCGUUUUACAAGAGCAGCCGGAGCUCUGAGCACUGCUCUCCUGUGCACUCGGGCAACAACAAAACCAAAGAUGCCAGCUCUGACGGCUGUAGUGCAGAGAAGUCACCUGCAAAGACGUCACUGGACAGAGCCGUUUCUCAUAAGCCUGCCAAAAACUCGGCAGAAAAACCGUUGGAUCUGUCUGCCAAAGAGUUGGAAGGAUUCCCAAAUGGAUUCCCGUCCAAAUUAGAGGCACUGGCCAAGCUGGGGUAUCUACCACCAUCUCGCUACGGGCUGCUAGGCAGUCAGGAACAGCACUCCAAGGAGGGCCAACCCCCACCUGUUAGCACGUCGGCAGAGACUCCAAAUCGUCGUGAAAUAAUCAGCACUGUGCCCUCUCCUUGGCUUGUUCCGGGUCCUUCCCCAGCUGUCAACACUGACCACAGAGGCUCCCAAAUUAUGAAAAACAAGAGUGCAGAUCAUCAUGCACAACCUCAAAGCUCACCUGGCUCCACAGCAGUUGAGGUAGCCAGUAUUCCAAGCCCUGGUGUAGGGGGAAGACCCUCUGCAUCUUCUCCUUCCCCAAAGUCCAAAGUUGAAUUGCCAGGAGCUCCCCCUACUGAUUUGGAGAAAGUCAAUCCAAACAGUAAAGGAGAAACUCAUACAUGUCCUGGAAAACAACAGAGCAUUACUCCUACUAAGUCGGAGGCUCAAGAGAGCCAGUCUCAUCCACAACAGCAGCCUCAUGUAGAAAAUGGAAACUCCUCCCGUCAAAUCUACGGUGACUCUUACCUCCCUCCUGGCUUAGGUUACACUAACCGCUACAUCCCAUACUCAGUUGCUGAGAAUAUGUCCUUGCAACGUAUGACGAUACCAGGCAAAGGGCCUGUCUAUCCACAUCCAGUCUUGCUUGGCAGCAGCAGCUUUUACCCGCCUCGCAUGGCACCAAAGCAUGGCCUUCCAUAUGGAAUACAUCCAAACCAGGGCGACUUCAUGACAUACCAGAAUUCCCGGGGGAUAGCCCCUUCACCUGCUUCCUCCCAUCCAGGUCUUGACCGUAUUGAGACCCAGGAUAAAACCUGGAAUGCUGAACCAUACAGGAAGCAGGAAAGGCCGGAUGCUGACAGUUACCACAAGAGUGACACUGAAAGAGACAAGUCCCCAAACCAAACCAUAAAGACUUCAGGCAAAAGCCUCACUUCUGCCAAAGAUGAUGUUGUUGUUAUUGACCUGGUACGUGAUGAGUCAGAAGAUGAUUUGUCCACCAAGAAGCAGAGCUCCCCAAGUACCAAAAGAGAAGAUUCCUCUAAGCAUGGCAGCAGUGGCUGUAACCACAUCCAAGACAAAGAGCCACACCCUCCAAAAGACGUCCCUCCCAGCCAGGAUACCGAGCAGAAACCAGGCUUACAACCUCACACCUCCCAACCACAACCUCCUCAUCAUAACUCCUCUUCACCUCCUUCUCCUCGUGAGGAGAUCCCAGAUGAGAUCUCAGAAAAGGAAGACCCACUCAGUCCAUUCCCGGACAUCCCGGAGGAGCAGACGAUGCGCUGUGCCCGAACCUCUAUACAGCAGUUCUCUAGGAAAUGUAAAAGUGGAGCCUCUGGCAGUGCUGGGGACUUGAUGAGGGGUGUCACUACUGGUGUUGAUGGGAAGAGUGAAGCCUCAGCCAAUAAAAGCGUUAACCCCGAGCAAAGCCCUUCCGGAAAUGGCAACUCAUUGGGUCCUUUUAGUAAAGAAAACUGUUCUAGUGACUGUAAGAGUGCUAACAUCAUGGGAGCAGUGGGUACGGUCACCAGCAGCUGUCAUUUAGACAAUAAGGGAUCGGCAGGUAGAGAAUUCAGUCCCAAGGUCCCAGCAUGCAGGAGUUUUAACCCCAGGGUUCCAGCUGGAGGAGUUAUUAACACCCAUGUUAACAUCAACCCAAGAAGUCCCACAUGUAACAGUGGAGAUCCAAAUUUGGUCAGCAGACAUUUUGUGGGCCCAUGUUGCAGAAAUCUGCCUCUGAGGGCUCCAAUUUGUGAACCCAGAAUUUUCAGCGCUCCAACUCAUGGAAAUAGCAACCCUGUGAGUCCAAACUGCAGGAGCAUCAAUCCCAGAUUUACAAAUUGUGAAAACCGCAAUGCCGUGCGCCCAGUUUGUGGAAACAUCGAUCUCAGGGCUCCUGCAUGUGGGAAGAACUGUUUUAGUUGUCCAAAUUGUGGGAAUUCUCUCUCGAAAGGCUAUUCUUUUGGAAAUAACCAGAGCUGUGUAAAUAGCACUCCCAGGGUCCCCACAUAUAGAAGCAAUUUUCCUUUGGGUCCAACCUGUCGGCACCUUUCACCUGGCAACCCUACCAAUGGAGGCUUUAACGUGAUGCCUGCAGAUCUGACUCCAGAACCAAACAAAGACCUAAAUUCUGAAAGCCUUUCUUCCAAAGAACCAGAGCCAAACUCCGGCCUCACCACUGCUAGCUGUGAAGACGGUGAGAAAGACAUCCAGGAAAGCAUGGACCCCCUGGCAGACGAUGAAGAAGGUGCUGGCAAGAACCGGCGCUCCGGCCUCACCAAACGCAUCGCCAACUCCUCCGGCUACGUGGGCGACCGGUUUAAAUGUGUAACCACAGAGCUUUACGCUGACUCCAGCAAGCUGAGCAGAGAGCAGAAAGCACUCCAGCGUGCGAUGCUGCGAUUCUCCGAGCUGGAGCUGAAGCAGAAAGAGGGAGGAGGAGAGGAAGAAGACGAUGAAGAAGAAGAAGAAGUGAUGACAGCAGCGGUGGCGGCAGCGGCGGAGGCAGCAGGGGAGACGGAGCUGGCAGACGGCCAGCGGGGAGACAGAGAGAAGGAGGAGGAGGAAGGGAGCAAGAAAGAGGGAAGAGGAGGGUGGGAGUGCUGCCAGCAGAGCGAGGGGAGGCGAGGAGGAGGAGGAGGAGGAGGAGGAGGAGGAGAAGAAAGGACUGCCUCUGCAGCCGCCACCGAGGCUCAGAGAGCCCUGUCUCUCUCUCUGUCUCACUCUCUCCACACACACACACAGUUCUCGCCGUCGGACCCGUCUCGUUCUCCCGCCCGUCGAACUUCCUCUCUGCAGCAGCACGCCGCCCGGCCCGUCCCUCCUGAAGUCCGUCGGCUCAUCGUGAACAAAAACGCCGGAGAGACACUGCUGCAGCGCGCUGCCCGCCUGGGCUACGAGGAGGUGGUGCUAUACUGUCUGGAGCGGCAGAUCUGUGACGUGAACCAUCGAGACAAUGCCGGGUACUGCGCCCUGCACGAGGCCUGCGCCCGCGGCUGGCUGGGGAUCGUACACCACCUGGUGGAGCACGGAGCUGACGUCAACUGCAGCGCUCAAGAUGGAACCAGACCGCUACACGACGCCGUGGAGAACGACCACAUGGAGGUGGUGCGUUUCCUGCUGGCCUGCGGCGCCGACCCCACCCUCACCUCUUACUCUGGGCGAGGACCAAUCAACAUGACCCACAGUGCUGCCAUGGAAACCUUCCUGGAGGGAUGCAAGUGGCUUCAUGAGUUCUGUGGUGAGAAAGGCUCGUCUCAACCCGCUGCCUCCUGUCGGGCCCUUAUUCGCUGCCAGCGAGGCGACAGUCUGCCAACACCCAGAGCUCUGCCACUCUCACUCUGCCUGGUUGUCUCUGACGACAAAGGCAUCGACUACUCCGCCUUACAGCCUCAAGGACCAGAACUGCACAGGUCACAUAGACAGCGAACCCACAUGGUGACUUUCAGCUUCAAACGCAAGCAACUCCUGGCGGGCCGGAGAUCUACGAAAAACAACAGCCCAAGUCCUCUAGCAAGAACACCUGUCAUGAUCGGCCCGAACCCCCGCCUCCGGCAAUCCAUUCACGCCGCCAACGACCCCAGGUAG
Molecule: messenger RNA, 4937 nt
Organism: Morone saxatilis (striped sea-bass)
Lineage: Eukaryota; Metazoa; Chordata; Actinopteri; Moronidae
Product: BCL-6 corepressor-like
Exons: 9
Coding region: 84-4937 (1617 amino acids)
Biological process (GO): negative regulation of transcription by RNA polymerase II
Cellular component (GO): nucleus
Molecular function (GO): transcription corepressor activity; protein binding
Source: RefSeq, a predicted model, not a curated record